UUAUGUCACAAGGGGUGUAUUUUUCCGCGCGGGCUCUUCCUUAUCUUCACUCCGGAGCUCGCUGUCUCUACGAUAGCCCCCAAAAUACUGGAACAUUGUGAGGCUUGAGAACAGACCGCACACUAUUUCACACCAACAAGAAACAUCUUAGAAGAACUUUUAGAGGGCUGCCUGGAAGAGGAUGCGGGACAACAAUUUGGCGGACAGCAGUACCUUCCUCUCCAUCAUUUAAAACUGCAUCAGGUAUGUGCAUAUUUAAAUGUUUUAUAAGGGAUAUGGCAUUGCCAGCAUGUGCUAAAAUGACUAGGUACUUUUGGAUAAGCAGGAGUGAAUAGUUUGUAGUACAUUUUAAUUAUAUUAGCUGUUAUAUCUGCUGGCAGAAGUGAUCAAUUUAGUAAUCAAUAAGGUGAUAUGCAGGUGACGAUGACCACGAUGAUGACGGGUAUUCCAAUGCAGACCAUGACUCCUGUAGCGUUGCCGCGCCCACUCUACAACGCCAGACACGGGGUUUCCUCCGAUCAAGUGUACAUUCAAGCCCCCUUCUCAUCCCAAAUACCUCGAGCAGGAUGUAUCGACUUGCUAAAGCCACAAACAGGCAGAAUAAAUUUAGAUGAAGUCAAUUUAGAUUUAUUUAGGGCAUUUACAUUAGAAAAUGAGACCCCACAUUUGUAGAUCGUCAUAUAUGAAUAUAUGUUGAUGUUAUAGUUCAUUUGUUCAAAAUCUCUAAUAGAUACAUAAUAUCCUUUUUAUAUUAAUAUUUCCCUUUAUUGCAGCAUGUUUCGUGUUUUGCUUUACGUUGGUGACCUGGAUUGACUCCAACAGAGGUCACCAAGAAAGUCUGUGACGGACCUUUUGGAUCCAUUCCAUGCCAUGACGGAGAGGGUAUUUCUCUCACGCUCUUUGGUGACGAAAGAAGGAACCCUGGACCUACUUGAGCGGCUGCAUCCUCCCACAAGCAGAACACAACAGGCAAAGGUCACUGAGUUUCCAAGUUUUUUUUUCGAAUAAUUUUUAUUUUCAGGAUAUUCAUGUCACCUGUAAUAUGUCUUGCAGGGUUGACAGUCACGCUAACAUUUACGAGAGUUGGAGUAAUUUUUUUAAACCAAACAUCACUAUUUCUUUUUGAGUUGUCCAUGUUCCUGUGCAAAUAUGACAGGAUGGGAAGAAGAGAGGUGGGAGGGGGAAAGAGUACACCUGUCACUCCACACCUGUAGCAGUAACUCAUUAGGGACAGGUAGUAUAUAUUAGGAGGUUAAGUGUGAAGGCUAAUUAUAGCGUUCCGAGGCCUUAGACGGAUAGGCAGAAGCGAAGCGACCGUUCUCAAGUCAAGAUGUGGCAUCGCUGGUUACUCCUGCUUGCAGUUAUCUUUCCUUCAGCUCUAAGCUUCCCUCAAGAGCGAGGUGACAGGAAUGGGGGAGCUGCUGACAUCCUAAUCUUACGCGGUGACGAUGACCACGAUGAUGACGGGUAUUCCUGUGCAGACGAUGACUCCUGUAGCGACUCCUGUGACAGUGAUAGCGGCUCCUGCAACAACAGUAUAUACGAUGACGACGACGAUGGUAACUCCUCCUCUUGUGGUAGUGAUGGUUCCUGCGACCAUUCCUCCUUCGAUGACGAUUCUGAUAAACGUGAUGAUAGGGAUGACAGCAGUGACUCUUCAUCCUCUGGUAGUGAUGACAGCAACUCCUCGUCUUGUGAGAGUGAUGACUCCUGUGAUUACUCUUAUGGUUACUCUUUCGAUGACGAUGUUGAUAAGCGUGAUGAUAGUGAUGACAGCAGUGACUCUUCCUCCUCUGGUAGUGAUGACAGCAGUGACUCUUCCUCCUCUGGUAGUGAUGACAGCAAUUCUUCGUCUUGUGAGAGCGAUGAUUCCUGUGAUUACUCUUAUGGUUACUCUUUCGAUGACGAUGCUGAUCAGCGUGAUGAUAGUGAUGACGAUGACGAUGUUGAUAAGCGUGAUGGUAGUGAUGACAGCAGUGACUCUUCAUCCUCUGGUAUUGAUGAUAGCAACUCCUCGUCUUGUGAGAACGAUGACUCCUGUAAUUCCUCUUAUGAUUACCCUCCCGAAGAUGACGAUGUUGAUAAGCGUGACGAAAAUGGUGACAGUAGUGACUCUUCCUCCUCUGGUAGUGAUGAUAUCAAUGAUUCAUCUUCCUUUGGUGACGAUGGGAACAACUCUACUUCUUGUGAGGACGAUGACUCUUGUAAUCACACCUUUGAUGAUGAUGACCGCAGUGGUUCAUCAUGCGAGGAGGACGGCUCGUGUUAUGGAUACCCUGCUGAAAAUGAUGAUGAUGAUGAUUCCUGUGUUGAUAGCUCCUGUGAAAAUGACAGUGACGAUGACGAUUAUGGUGACGAUGAAACGCGACGUCAUCUGGAGGCAAGGGAAAGGGCGCUCAGAGGGGAUGAGGAACCCAUAUUCAAGGACAACACGGAUUUUGUGGUGUGGCUGGUGACGACACCGGCAGACGACGAGGCGAGGAAGAAGAACGGGGCUCGAACCUUCGGAAUAGAAUCCAACCCAGUAAAGUGUGAUGCGGAAUAAAGACUUUGGUCGGUAUUCUGAGACGAUUCUGCCCCUCACAUCAACUAUUUCCAAAGGCCGAAAAGGAAAUUAAUCGGGCACUAAUGAGCUGGUCAGUAUUCUGAGACGCUGCUGCCUCUCACGUCAACUAUUUCCUAAGGCCGGAAAGGAGAUUAAUCGGGUUCUAAUAAGCUUUUUUUUAGGUUCAUGCUACAUUAGAAUUGUCAAACUACCACCAGGGUCAUGAAACUACCCAUGGAAAGGCCCAAAACUUCAAUGAAAGCCUUGUCAAAUGUGUGUGUUUGGGCGCUGAAAUGUUUCAGAAUAUGGCCCUUUGUGUUGUGGUCUUGUUUGUUUAAAUUUCAGAGAUACAAACCUUUGGAUAACGGUUCAGAAUGUAUUAGAAACUAAGGUAUAGAGCAUCCAUGUUUGAAUCCGGGAGAUGUAAGUUGAAUAAAUGAUCUGUAUUGAAAAUCAUGCAGCAUAUGAAAAUGGAUUUUUUUUUUCUUCCACUAAGUUUGUUUCUUUAUAAUUUUAAUUAUGUAUUGAU
This is a messenger RNA of Eriocheir sinensis (Chinese mitten crab), 3074 nucleotides long. Its product is annotated as dentin sialophosphoprotein-like. The record is from RefSeq and is a predicted model, not a curated record. The transcript has 2 exons. The coding region runs from base 1331 to 2545 and encodes 404 amino acids. Lineage: Eukaryota; Metazoa; Arthropoda; Malacostraca; Decapoda; Varunidae.